AAUCGCGUUAAUCAGCUUUUGCAUGGUCUGUACCUGUACCGCUCUUCUGACGUCUGACCUGUCUCGGUCAUGUACACGUGCGCACUGAUCAAUUAAUGAUUUAGGCAUGAAGGAGUCUGCGAGCUAAACACGCAAUCCGGACCGUGUCCGAGGCGCCCGUCACGGAGUAUACCUGUCAUGAAGCAAAGUGAAGCGAUCGGCGGCAAAGAUAGGAUGGACGACGAACGGCAUAGGGUCUGUGAGAUUGAUGAAAUCGAGAAUUCCGACGAGAGUGACAGGCCGUCCGGUGAGAGGUGGGCUCCUGUCGGCGCGAACGACGGUGACAAUGAAUUCGCGGACGAAUACAAAUACGUCAAUGCCAUGGAGAAUCUUACAUAUGAUAUGGAGAGAGUCAAGGUGCUGGAAGAGGAACAAGAGAUGUUAAACUCAUCUCUAAUAGCAUUAACUACUCAUUUUGCUCAGGUUCAGUUUCGUCUCCGACAAAUUGUAGAUGCACCAGCCAGUGAAAAGGAGACCUUGCUCAAAGAGUUAGAAGAAUUUGCAUUUAGGGGAAUACCAGAUGUACCAAAUAACUUAUUAUUAGACAGCAGAUCUAUCACACCGGUUUCUCCUAUAUCCUGUGACCAAAGUGUGAACGGUGUAAUCACCGAUGCGGAGAUCGAGUCUAAAAUGGCAUUGCAAAGAACGAAACAGAGAGAACUGAUAAGUCAGCUGAAAUCUCAAUUGGAGGAUCUGGAAAAGUACGCGUACGAGACAGGCGACGCUGAUCUACCGCAGAGCGUUAUUUUGGAAAGACAAAGUAUUAUAAUUAGUCAUUUGAAAGAGAAACUGAACUUCGAUGUCGACGAUUUGUGUAAAUUGCCGGCGGACGACCUCAGAUGGCAAGUCGAUUACGCGAUAAGUCAAAUUGUCAGCCCACUGAAGAUGAAGGAACAAUUAGUCUGUCAGUUAAAAACGCAGAUUGCUGACUUGGAGCGUUUCAUAAACUACCUUCAAGGAGAAGUCAGUACAGAAACUUUAGCGUGCACAUGCGCAUGUCCGGUGCACGCCGGCGGCUCGGGCUCGAGCACAGGCUCCGGCACUUCAGCUUCCUACGCCAAGCGGCACUUCAAUAGGAAAUCCAUCGAAGAGGACAGCAACCGCACCAGGACACUCAACACUGUGCGGAAGGUGGUCGCGUUACUGCACAUGUUCCUGAUGUCGCAGCUGGGCUGCGGCAGCGAGCGCGUGCGUCGAAACUUCAAAAAGAACCCGGUGCACAACUGGCGAGACCUGCGCACCAGGUUGGACAUUGCCGUGGAGCACGUGCUGGAGACGAUCGCCGAGGCGCAACGGCAUCCUGAGGAGGAGGACGACGACAUCGACAACGAGAACGACUACACCUCAGAUUCGGACUCCACGUCGCACGCGAACGCGAAGCUCACAUCCGCGGUGAGGAAGCACUUCGCCGCCUCGAUCCGGGAUCUGAUGCAGCACGGUCUGACGUCCGACGUGCUGCGCUCCACCAGCGUGGUGCCGUUCGUCGGCUGCUUCCCGCAGCGGAACGUCUCGUCGUCCAACUUCAUGCACGCUUGGGAGCUGAUACUCAAAUACUACGAGAUCAAGAACGGACGACGUUACAACUCCAGUCCGGCGCAGAAGCUCUCGCAGAGUUUCAACCUGGACCUCGCGGCUGGCAGAAUAGCGUCCUCUAAACAAAGCUUACUGACGACCAUAGGUAACAUCAUCGCUUCCCACAGUCCGUACAAACGAAGCUACGACUCGCACUUCAAGGCAUUCAUAUGCGCGGCUUUGAACGCGAAUAAGCUCGUGGUAUGGCUGAAACUGAUCUUACAAUGCCAAUACCUUCUGGAGCAUUAUUAUCUCUCGUGGAGCUACGUUGUAAAGACAGGUUUCCAAGAUGCAUUUCACACUUUGGAUCGCCUCACCACUUACAAGUUCGACUUACCAGUGGACCUGGCUGUGCGACAGUUUCAAAACAUCAAGGACGCGUUUUGAUUGUAGCGUCUCAGCUGGUCUGUCGUUAUUGUUUCGUGCAAAUAACGAUAUAGGCAACGUAGAACGUAUGUGUACUUUUAGUACUUUCUAUAACACAAGCUACACAGAGUUAUACAAUCGAAAACAGUAUAUAGAAUGAAUCGCUGGAAAUAGAACGCUGAAACGUACCUCCCUCUCUCUUGGACUCAAAAAUGCAACAGAAUUUCCGAUCUAAGAGACAGAGACACUUGGCUCACCUAUUUCACGGUGAUUUACCUUCUUUGCAUGUCAAGACAUAUGCCGAACGUGCGUCGAAAUCAUUGCACAUCUCCAAGUAUCAAUAUCAAUAUGCAAAAACAUUCCUUUCUCAGUUCUUGAGUAUUCGUUGUACCAAAUGCAUAUAGAGUUGAAUUGCAAUAAUUAAUAGGUGUAAUUAUUUACUUUAUAAGAGGCAUCAUCAGUAUUGUAUAGAUCAGUUAUAAGUGUACAAGCCUUGUUUCUCAUCUAUCGUGCACGACAGACACGAUAUCUAUAUAUAGUCUGCAAACUUUAAGAGGGAAACUUGAUUAGGAUCUGUGAUGUGUCUAUAUCCAGAUGUUUUCCAUCGCGGCACGCAUAUAUAAACACAACGUUGCCUGUUGUUAAUUAAAGAGACGGACUGAAUCAAGUGAGGCUAGUCACCCUGAAGGAAACCUUCCGUAUUUUGCACGUCGAACGCGAAGUCACAUUUAUGAGCGUGUUUAAGGGAGACAUACCAAAAAUAUAUAUCACGAUGUAACGCGACUAAAAUUGUUGCACUGGACGCAGUUUGUAUAUCACAAGGCGUUUAAUGUAUAUCUGUAUGUAUAAGGUAGCAUAUAAGAAAAUAAUGUAAUAUAUAUAUAUAUAUACACAAGACGCAAACCAUCUGCUUUUUAUAAGAUGAUGAAUUAUUUUAAGUUAGUUCCACAGAUAGAGAGACACACUGCUGCGAAAAAUAUACUUACGAUGCAAAAUGUAAA
Harpegnathos saltator (Jerdon's jumping ant) is the source of this 2978-nucleotide messenger RNA. RefSeq names its product RUN domain-containing protein 1. The record is from RefSeq and is a predicted model, not a curated record. Bases 178 to 1998 code for a protein of 606 amino acids. NCBI's taxonomy places the organism in Eukaryota, Metazoa, Arthropoda, Insecta, Hymenoptera, Formicidae. The transcript is spliced from 10 exons.